Tribolium madens (black flour beetle) is the source of this 1745-nucleotide messenger RNA. Its product is annotated as protein RFT1 homolog. Gene Ontology annotation, cellular component: endoplasmic reticulum membrane. Bases 78 to 1721 code for a protein of 547 amino acids. Gene Ontology annotation, biological process: glycolipid translocation; dolichol-linked oligosaccharide biosynthetic process. The record is from RefSeq and is a predicted model, not a curated record. The transcript has 5 exons. NCBI's taxonomy places the organism in Eukaryota, Metazoa, Arthropoda, Insecta, Coleoptera, Tenebrionidae.
AUCAUGACUGAUUAUGUAACAUAACCUCACAUCUGUCAUAACCUAAAAAUGUAAACACGAUAAGAAGAAAUUACAAAAUGGGGCGAAAUAUAUUGAAAAGUAGUGUCCAGAAUGCAUCAUUCAGCAUUAUUUUUCAAAUUCUCUUCCGAUGUAUUACUUUUGUCUUAAAUGCAUUCAUAAUUCGAACUGUGGGUCAGGAAGUACUUGGAAUAAUGAAUGUCCGGUUGCUUCUCCUCGAAUCAACCAUUCUGUUCUUGUCACAUGAGCCCCUAAUGAAAGCGUGUCUUACAGACACCAAAUCACACAAUUGGGCGCAAGUUAUAAACCAAAUUUGGCUUUCUGUUCCUAUCACGGCAUGCCUGAGUUUGGUUUUAGUAUACAUUUGGAUCAAUGUCUUAAGCCCCACUGAUGAUAUUUAUAUUAGUCAAUAUAGACUCGGCUGUUACUCCAUCGCUCUGUCAUGUAUAAUAGAGCAGAUGACCCAAAAUGUGGUUCUUGUGGCCCAAAGUUACUGUUUUGUCAAAUUAAAAGUUGUCCUUGAGACAAUUUAUAUUGUUUCUAGAACGGUCAUUUUUGUUUUCAUAGUUGUGAAGCACCCAAAUGAUGCUAUUAAUGCAUUUUCAAUAGCACAGCUAGGGUCAGCUAUAAUUUUAUGUCUGUCUUAUUACGGGUUUUUCUUUUGGUACAUAACGCGGUUGAAUCUAGUCAAAGCAGGGAUCGCUCUUAAAAGUAGUCUUUUCAUGGACAUGAACGACUUUCCAUUUUCUUCCAUAAUGGAGUUUUUCCCCGGAAUUAUGAAAAACAGCGAGAGAAUUCUAAACCAAGACUUGUGUCUUUUAACAAUCAGUUUUGCCAAACAAUCAAUCAUCAAACAGAUUUUAACUGAAGGAGAACGUUACGUAAUGACAGUCUCCCCAGUGUUGACUUUCAGUCAACAAUCAAUGUAUGAUAUUGUAAAUAAUCUAGGAAGUUUAGCUGCGAGAUUUAUUUUUCGACCAAUUGAAGAAAGUGCAUACUUUUAUUUUACGCAAAUGAUUAAACGAGACGAACCUGUAGACAAACAAGAUCAAAGAAAUAUUUCCGAAUCAGCAAAUGUCUUAAGCCACUUGUGCAAUAUUGUGACAAGUAUUGGCCUCAUUGUUGUUGUUUUUGGCCAAAGUUAUAGUCACACUUUACUUUAUCUCUAUGGGGGCAAAAAAUUAGUUGAAAACACUUUGCCAGUAACGUUGUUACGUUUUCACAGUUUUGCAAUAGUUUUACUUGCAAUAAAUGGGGUCACAGAGGGCUACGUUUUUGCGACAAUGAAUAAUAAACAAUUAGACAAGUACAAUUACAUUAUGGUGCUAUUUUCAAUAAGUUUUUUGGUUAUUUCUUACGUCCUUACUAACGUAUUGGGGCCAGUUGGAUUUAUUUUAGCCAAUUGCGUAAAUAUGUUAGCGCGUAUUACUCACAGCCUCAUUUAUAUCAAUAAAAAAUACAAGGGGACGAUUUACAAACCUCUUGAAGGUUUAAUCCCCAGCAAAAAAUUCCUUUUAAUUCUGGUUGUCUCAGGAGUCGCCACUAAAACAUCAGAAUCGUUAAUUUCCUCCCUCAUCAUUCAUAUUUUAAUAGGAGCUUUAUUUUUUCUUUCAAGUGUUGCAGUCUGGGCCAUUGACAACAAAUCAGUCCUCAAGUUGGGUUAUGACAAAUAUAAACGUCGAAUGUCGAUAAAAAAUGACUAAUUUAAUAAAAAAAUUAAACACCUA